GUGACCUGCGCACUCGGCCCUGUUGUUGAGUUUGUUAUGACAAGUCGAGGCCUCGGACUAAAUUACGAGCGAAGCCCCCCCCGUGUCUAUCCGGGCGACUCCGUGAUGGAAAGCAUGGACCUGGACCUGGACCAGGAACUCAUGCAGAAAUUCAGCUGCAUGGGGACAACGGACAAAGAUAUUUUAAUAACUGAAUUUCAGAGGCUGCUCGGCUUCCAGCUAAACCCCGCCGGAUGCGCCUUCUUCCUGGACAUGACCAACUGGAAUUUACAAGCAGCCAUCGGAGCCUACUAUGACUUUGAGAGUCCCAACAUCAGUGCACCGUGCAUGUCCUUCGUGAGUGACGUGACGAUUGGUGAGGGCGAGUCAGUUCCACCAGACACACCUUUCACAAAGACCUGGAGAGUACAGAACACAGGUGCAGAGUCGUGGCCUCCGGGGGUUUGUCUGAAGUAUGUUGGCGGAGAUCAGUUUGGUCAUGUUAACAUGGUGAUGGUGCGGUCUCUAGACCCUCAGGAAAUUGCUGACGUUAGUGUGCAGAUGCAGAGCCCUGCAUCUCCAGGCAUGUACCAGGGCCAGUGGAGGAUGUGCACAGCCACCGGACUGUACUUUGGAGACGUCAUUUGGGUGAUCCUGAGUGUGGAGGUGGGAGGCCUCCUCGGCGUCACGCAACAGCUGUCCUCUUUUCAAGCAGAGUUCAACACCCAGCCUCACCGCAGCCUGGAAGGAGACUACAACCCGUUCGCCUCGCCGGAGAAGAGCAAGUGCCCCAACAGCAACAACAACAGCCUCCUUGACGCCAGCAGUCACAUGGUCACAGAGGAACAUUGGCAGGGAAGCCCCAACCAGCUGCAGCAAGAUCAGAAUGGACUUUCACACAACUCUGUGGAUAUAGUAGCAAAUAGUCUACAAAGCAAUCUAUCAGUAGUCUCUUAUAACCAGGUAAGACAUAUCAAAGGGCAGGGGGAUUUCCCAUAUUAGUGAAUCAUGGUUGAGGUUAUUAUGGUCACAUUUCCAUCAUCAUUAGAAUGGCAACUUAAAAUUCUGGAAGAAUUCUAUAAUUAACAAAAAAAAAAAUCAAAUCUAUAAAUACAAAGUUGAUUGUAAGGAUAUUUUUUUUAAAUACAUUUAAAAUUGUGUGAGUUGAAAGUGACGCCAAUCGUGAGAAAGGAAAUAUCUAAUCUAAGUCUCUAUCGAGCUGAUGUACUAUUCUAUUAACUUCAAUAUAACUUUACACAGAAAACAUUUCUUACGGCUGCAGUUUUAGUUAAAUGAGGUCUCUCAGAUUUCCUCCCAACCAUAUUAACUUGAAGCUGCAGGGACGUUAAUUCCUUCCAUUUACCAUUUUGAUCUAAUCUUUUAACGAAUUGUCUACACCUACACGUUUGUGUGGCUAUAAUUGGGCACAGGGGAGAUUUGAGAUAGAUACUAAAAUGCCAAUGUUAAGCAGGUUAUUAUAUACCAGGUUUAUCAUAUCAGUUUAGUCUUUAAGCAUGCUAACAUUUGCCAAUUACUGCUAAACACAAAGCACAGCUCAUGUUGAUGGCAAUGUCAUUUAUUUAGCAGGCAUUUGGUCAUAAACUUAACCUUCUAUCAUGGCUAAAAAACACCUAAUAAUGUUCAAAAAUGAGAGUACAAGGCAACAGGAUUUUAGAUGCAAAUGCACACUCAGAGCAUUGACAGGGCAAAAAAAAAGAGGACUUUAGUAAACCAGCGUUCAAAUGAA
Molecule: messenger RNA, 1726 nt
Organism: Anoplopoma fimbria (sablefish)
Lineage: Eukaryota; Metazoa; Chordata; Actinopteri; Perciformes; Anoplopomatidae
Product: protein ILRUN-like
Exons: 4
Coding region: 37-981 (314 amino acids)
Biological process (GO): macroautophagy
Cellular component (GO): phagophore assembly site
Molecular function (GO): ubiquitin binding
Source: RefSeq, a predicted model, not a curated record